CCAUGGAGGGGGUAGGCAGUUCUUUCUUCCAGUAUGGUUACAGUUCAAUGGCUUCGAUAUAAUCCCAGUGCAACCAAAACGAACAAUCUGUCGUUUGAUCGUACAUUAUCCCUGCCAAGUUUGCGUGGAGGACACAUGGCUUAUAUGUGUGCUCACGAGGAAGCGUGAGACUCGAGGCAAUUGAGAAUUACGAACAUGGAGAAACAGAUAAAAUCGUUACUAGAACAAAGCGGCAAUUCGCAGCUACUAGGAUUAUUAGUCGCUGUUUUUGCUAUUAUCAUAACGUUAGUCUUAUUCGUGGUUUGGCGCAGAAGAAAGUCUGCAGGCCAGGGUAUCCUUCUGACAGGUCUCAGCGAUACUGGGAAAACGCUAAUCUAUGCGAGAUUAAUGUGUUCUGAAUUUGUGAGGACAUACACAUCCGUUAAGGAAAAUACAGGGGAUAUCGCAGUCAAUAAUAGCUCUUUGAGAAUAGUGGAUAUUCCCGGGGAUGAACGGCUGCGCGGCAAGUAUUUCGACAAAUACAAGUCAUCCGCCAAAGGAUUGGUUUACGUGAUUGACUCGGUGACUAUUCAAAAGGAAAUUAGAGAUGUGGCAGAAUACCUGUACAAUUUAUUGUCGGAUCCUUGUAUACAGAAGAACAUCCCGGUUCUUAUAUUGUGUAACAAACAGGAUCAAGUCAUGGCCAAAGGAUGUGCGGUGAUAAAGACGCUAUUAGAGAAAGAGAUGAAUCUGUUACGAAUGACAAAGACUAGCCAGCUGGAGACCACUGAUGCAUUAUCGGUCAAUGUCUUUCUUGGGAGGCAAGGCAAAGAUUUCGAAUUUUCGCAUCUGGACUCACAGAUUGACUUUGCAAAUUCCUACGCUUUCAACAAGGAUCCUCAAACAGCAGCGGAUAUCGAAGAACUAAACAAAUGGCUACAAAAAGUUGCAUAAUUAAUGUACACCCGCUGUCUUCUUGAAUAUAAAUUAUUUGUAUUUUUCA
This is a messenger RNA of Dinoponera quadriceps, 982 nucleotides long. It is a transcript of the gene SrpRbeta, whose product is annotated as signal recognition particle receptor subunit beta. Bases 196 to 933 code for a protein of 245 amino acids. Gene Ontology annotation, molecular function: GTP binding. Gene Ontology annotation, biological process: Golgi to plasma membrane protein transport; protein localization to organelle; intracellular protein transport. Gene Ontology annotation, cellular component: Golgi apparatus. The transcript is spliced from 4 exons. NCBI's taxonomy places the organism in Eukaryota, Metazoa, Arthropoda, Insecta, Hymenoptera, Formicidae. The record is from RefSeq and is a predicted model, not a curated record.